Fundulus heteroclitus (mummichog) is the source of this 1006-nucleotide messenger RNA. It is a transcript of the gene or30bu1, whose product is annotated as olfactory receptor 2A12-like. Gene Ontology annotation, cellular component: membrane. The coding region runs from base 1 to 996 and encodes 331 amino acids. Lineage: Eukaryota; Metazoa; Chordata; Actinopteri; Cyprinodontiformes; Fundulidae. The transcript has 4 exons. Gene Ontology annotation, molecular function: olfactory receptor activity; G protein-coupled receptor activity. Gene Ontology annotation, biological process: G protein-coupled receptor signaling pathway. The record is from RefSeq and is a predicted model, not a curated record.
AUGGCUCAACUGGAAGAUAACUACACCAAAGUCUCAAAUGUUUUCAUCGUUGGGUUUCCAGAACUCCAGCUGGAGUAUUUUCACAUGGUGGCAUGGUUCUUGUUCAUCCUCUAUGUGACCACAGUGGUGGGAAACCUGGUACUGGUGGUGAUGUUUGUUGUGGAGCACAGUCUCCAGAAGCCAAUGUAUAUCAUCAUGGUCAGCCUGGCUCUCUCAGACAUUGGUUUUGCAACAGUGGCGUUACCAAAACUUAUUGCUCGCUAUUGGUGGGAUGAUGGGAGUAUGGGCCUUUAUACAUGCCAGUUCCAAAGACACAUGAUCCACUAUUUUGGCAGUUUGAACUCCCUGAUUUUGCUGACCAUGGCUGUGGAUCGAUACAUGGCCGUCUGCUUACCUCUCAGAUACCCAAUGUUAAUGACGGUCCCGACUAUGACCAUCCUGACAGUUCUCUCCUGGUUAGUGGCCCACAUCUUCCCUGGUGUCAGCUCCAUUAGCUUUACCCAGAUACCUUUUUGUGGGCCAAGUCAAAUCAUACAGACCUUUUGCGACACCUUGUCUCUCGCGGCUCUUGCAUGUGGGGACAAAAGCCAACUCCUAAAGGCUGCUUAUGCCACGGCAAUGUUUAUCCUUCUUGUUCCUUUAGGUUUUGUGAUCAUAUCCUACUUUUGCAUCAUAAUCUCAGUCUUUCACAUGACCAACGGGCAGGGCAGAAAGAAGACCUUUUCUACCUGUGCCACCCAGGGUUGCAUAAUUUCAAUAUACUACAUACCUCGUUUCUUUAUCUACUCCACAUCACUCAUCCCUAACCUGUCAAUGACUCAGAGCAGCCGAGUAGCCACAACAUUUUUCUACAGCUUCUUCCCUCCCCUGAUCAACCCGUUUGUCUACUGUCUGAGAACCAAGGAGAUCAGGUCAAUUUUCUGCCGCUGGCUUCAGAGCCUGCAUGGUAUUAAGCCCAAGUCCAGCAAAAUAGAAACUGUCCCCAAAUUAAAAUGAAAAGCGUUGU